ACUCUAUUUCGAUUAACAAGUUAGUCACGAGAAGAGCCCUGAAAGGAAUGCGGAUCUCAUUGGUCAGCUUUCAUUUUUUCUCAUCUCAUUCCGAUACUAAUUUGAUAUUGGUCAAUAUGUUACAUUUAACCAAUCAAAACCAUAAACAAAAUUUCUAGUAAGAGACCCCUUCUUGCCUCUGUGACAUUCUGCGUCUCUUUCCGCGAAUAACGCUUUUAUCUACAUAGUACAGAUUUAAGUUAACUAGUACACGCUUUCUGUGUAUAUUACAAAAACACGUUUUAAUUUUGCAUGUAAAACCAUUUUUGUCAAAAAAAUGUGUGCUAAAAAUGUAUAAGUGAAAAAGGAAACGCUACAGUCAAUGAUGACUAAAUAUAAUUUUUGUUAUGUUUAAAUAAAAUAAGAUACUAUUUAGAAAUUUUUAACCUAUAUUAAAUGAUAUAAUUGAUACAGUUUAAAAGCUUCUAAAAUGAAUACAAAAAUGGGAAAGAAAGACAUUGUGCAAGCUGUAAUUCUUACAGACGAUUUUGUGACAAAUUUAACACCUAUGCAAGAUAUAUUUCCAAGUGUCUUAAUGCCAAUUAUAAAUGUACCACUUUUAGAUUAUUUAAUGGAAACUCUCAUUAAAUCGGGAGUGCAAGAAUUAUUUCUUUAUUGUAGCAGUCAUGUAGACUUAGUAAAAGCCUACAUAAAUGAGAAAAAGUGGUCAAGAAUAUCAGUUUCACUAAUAAUAUCAGAAGGCUGCAGAUCAUUAGGAGAUGCUCUCAGAGAUAUUGAUACAAAGGGUUCGAUACGUGGUAAUUUUAUACUCAUACGAGGAGAUACCUUUAUUAAUGCAGACCUUAUGAAUGCUUUAAACAUUCAUCGUUCUAGACUUGAAAAAGAUAAAGGUGCAACGAUUACUAUGCUGAUGAGAAACUUUGGUUCGACAAAUGAUUCCUUAUUAAAAAAGGAAACAUCUUUAUUAGUUUCUGAUAAAACUAGUAAAAAAGUUUUGCAUUAUAGUAAACUAAAAACUGAUGAGAAGAAGGUGAAAUUAGAAUUAAAUUGGUUUCUAGAUCAUAGUGAAAUUGAGAUUAAUACUUGCUAUAUGGAUACUCAUGUUUAUUUAUGUUCACCUUCUGUCCUUCCAUUGUUCUCCGAUAAUUUUGACUUUCAAACAAUGGAGGAUUUUAUCCGAGGAGUGCUGAUGAAUGAAGAAAUUUUAAAUUCUCGAAUUUAUUGGCAACAAUUAAAUCCUGAAGAUUAUAGUUUGCCAAUUGUGUCGUGGAACGCAUAUCAGAUUCUAAAUCGUGAUAUUCUAAACAGACACAGUUUUCCUCUUACACUGAAUUCCAUUCCAUUUUUAAAAAAUUUUAUUCGUAUGCCAAGAAGUACUUACAAACAUAGAACUGCUUCACUCGCUAAAGGAUGUGCAUUAGAAGAAGACAGCGUACUUUGUCAAAACAGUACACUUGGAAAUGAUACUUCUGUUACAAGAUCUGUUAUUAGUAAUGAUUGUUUAGUAGGCUGUAAUGUAAAAAUUAAAAAUUCAUAUAUAUUAUCAAGUACUAAAAUUGAAGACAAUUCUACUAUUAUAAACAGUAUAGUAUUUCCAAAUUGUGUUAUUAAACAGGCUACACAAUUAAAUGGAUGUAUAUUAUGUCCUAAAACAAAUAUUGAUGCACAAAUAGAAUACACUGAUUCUAUUUUAGAAUCGAAAGAUAAUAAAGUUAUUACUAGGUGUAUGUCAGAAAUCAAUGCGGACAAUGAUUUUGAGUUUUUUAAUGAUUAUCACACAGUAGAAUGUGAUGAUUAUUCAACAGAUAUAACAAGUAGUGAUGAAGGUUCAGAAUGUAUUUCACCAAUUCCAGAUGAUACGCAUAUGUUCUUGUCUGAAGUUAUUGACAGUUUAUUAAGAGGUUUUCAAGAUAAGCUUAAUUGCGAAAACUUAAUUUUAGAAAUAAACUCAUCAAGAUAUGCGUAUAAUGUUAGCAUGAGCGAAGUGACAUAUAAUGUCAUUAAAGCUAUACUAAAUUUACCAUUUCUUUAUCUCUCAGAAAAGAAAGAAACUGUAAAUAAUCAGAAUUAUAAAAAAUGUUUGAAAAUUAUGGUAACUUAUUUUCAUCCAAUUAUUUUAAAUUAUGUUAAAACAGAAGAUGCUCAAGAUGAUUGUUUACGUGCGAUAGAAGAAAUCGCUACUACAACUGAAAAAUUAUUACCAUUUUUACAACAUUUGUUACAUCUUUUUUAUGAUAAAGAUGUAUUGUCAGAAGAAAAAAUUUUGGAAUGGUAUAGAUCCACUGAUAAAAAUAUAGAUGAGUUUCAAAACAAUAAAAUCAGAACUGCAAUACAACCAUUUAUUCAAUGGCUGCAAGAAGCUGAAGAAGAUUCUAGUGUAAGUGGAGAUGAUGAAUAAAUAAAUACAAAGUAAAACCUUAGAUACAAUAUGAUAUGUCAAGUACUUGUAUAAAAAAAUAGUUUUUAAUGGGUAUGACUUUAUUUAUAAUAAAUACAUUUUUAUUUGAAUUAUUGUAUUUUAUGAUAAAAUCCUGUAGAAAAUAAUACAAAAGAAUUAAAUUUUAAGUUAUACCAAUUAGAUACCAAAUGUGUUAUUACUAUACUCCA
Molecule: messenger RNA, 2607 nt
Organism: Nomia melanderi (Alkali bee)
Lineage: Eukaryota; Metazoa; Arthropoda; Insecta; Hymenoptera; Halictidae
Gene: eIF2Bepsilon
Product: eukaryotic translation initiation factor 2B subunit epsilon
Biological process (GO): biosynthetic process
Cellular component (GO): eukaryotic translation initiation factor 2B complex
Molecular function (GO): translation initiation factor binding; translation initiation factor activity; guanyl-nucleotide exchange factor activity
Source: RefSeq, a predicted model, not a curated record